CGUUACUCAGCCGGUUCCACAGAAAACUAUAGAAAGAAGCGAUAGGUUUAUUUACUUCUCAUUUUUUUCCGCUUAAAUGUAAGCUAAACCUCUUAGCCACAAACUUAGACCGUUUAGUUUAACAAAUAAAUCCGAUUCAAUGGGGUUUCAGUGAGAAAUGUCAUAGUUGUAAAACUUUUUUUUAGUAUUACACACGCCUCUAUAUAAGGAGCAGUUUACCAGCACUCCUCUUGUCCUGCACAGGGGCGCAGCCAUGGCAGGCAAAGGCCGUGGGAUUGCUGCGUUCACGUUCAACAUUGAUGCUCUGGGCAUCGGCAGAGGCAACAUGCCAGAAGCCAGGGUGGGGCCCAGUCCUCUGUUUCCAAGUAUUGAGUUUAAACCGGUUCCACUCAAAGGAGGGGAAGAGGAAGACUACAUGCUGGCACUGAAACAGGAACUGAGAGGAGCAAUGCAGAGACUACCGCACAACAUUAAAGCUCGCUCCAACACAACAGAGGUGGAGAAAUACACAGAAAGAUACUUGAAGCAAUCAGAGCUGAACAGUGAGGACUGGACUCCAGACUGGAACCUCUUUCCAAAAGAACUGAUGCCUCAAAGUAAAAAGCGCAGAAUCAAAAAAGGCACCACGACUAAAACUGUGAAGAAGUUAAAGGAAGAUAAAGCAAACCUGCUGAGUAAACUGGAUGAACUGGCCAAGAAAGAUGAAAAUCCUGAGAAGUCCGAUGAUGAAACUGAGAAGAAAGCAGAAGAGGAUGAAGAGAUUGUCGAGGAGGAAAUCGAUGAAGAAGACAUCGAGGAGGAAAACGACUACAUUGAAAGCUAUUUUGACAACGGCGAAGAUUUUGCUCCUGACAGCGACGAUAACAUGGAUGGGGAAGCAACCUACUGAAGCGCACACUGCAUUACUUUCAGUUAUUAAGUGAUGGCUGUUUAGGUUAAAAGAACUAUUAAGUAUCCUAAUUUGUCAUUUUGUUAUUAUUUAAAUAUAUUGUAUUUGAAGCAUAAAUGUGUGCAGACUUUAAAAAAUAAAUUAUUCAAAAUAGAUAUUUAUUAAGCCUGUUGUACAUCUCCCAUUCGAAAGGCACAGUCACACAAAACUAUAUACUGUCACAGGAUAGCAACUGAACAAUAAAUGGAAUACAAAGUUUAGGUAAUUCAUAUGGAAACAUUGCAUAUUACUAAAAAUAUUGAUUGAGGCAGCUUUACCACAGUUUGAAGUACAGCCAGAUUCAGGACACUGGGAUUAAACAAGAUUUAAUUGCAAAUUUAAUACUGGUAGUAUCAGUGAAGCUCAAUCUUGACAUUAGUUUAAAACUUGCUCAUACUUGAACAACAUAAUAUUUCACAUGUGUGCACAAAGGAAAACAUUGAGAUUUAUUCCAGAUAAGACCGUUCAUUCUCUGAUCCUUUCAGGUUUGAAAAAAAAA
Molecule: messenger RNA, 1427 nt
Organism: Oryzias melastigma (Indian medaka)
Lineage: Eukaryota; Metazoa; Chordata; Actinopteri; Beloniformes; Adrianichthyidae
Gene: polr3g
Product: polymerase (RNA) III (DNA directed) polypeptide G
Exons: 8
Coding region: 254-889 (211 amino acids)
Biological process (GO): transcription by RNA polymerase III
Cellular component (GO): RNA polymerase III complex
Source: RefSeq, a predicted model, not a curated record